GUCUGAGGCAAGUAUAGUGGGAGCGAGUAGGACAGAGGCGAGACUGAAUGCACACAACGGAUAGGUUACCGCUCAUUUGCUAAGGGUUUGGGCAGAUUUGCUGCUGUAUUCGGUCUGUGGCUGCAGAAUAGCAGUGAAUGCUGAGGAAAGCUGCAGCGCAAACAAAGGGAUUUCAGCGAGCUGCCUGCAGAGUCAAACCUCCCAACAUCUGGUGUGCUGGAGGACGGGGCGAGCCGGAGAAAGAAACUUUGGAGGCGGAGAGAAAACUAUCCCCGCUGGAGAGAAAAAUGCACUGAAUCGGGAGUUUGGAUCACCUGCAUGAGCCGUGGAGAGAUUUGGCGAUCGUGGAAAGUGACAAGAGUGGAGGGGAGAGGGGACAGGACAGGUCCCGGAGGGCUUCAAGUCCACCUGGAGUGAUCAGAGAAUGAAUUAGUGCAAAGGUCGGCUGCACAGAAUCCCAGCCAGAGAGAAGGCUCGUUCACCUCCUCCCAUAAGAGUCAGGUCUACUCCCAUGGACGAGGAGAGGAAUGCCGCUGCCAUCUCUCCAGAACCACCCGAUGAUGGAGACCCCGGUCUACCAACUCCACAACCAAGUUCACACACAACCUCAGACAUGGAGAGAGAAGACAGCUGCCCGAGCCCCAAGCCAUGUCCUAGUGAAGAUGUGGCCCACAUCUAUACUGAGCCCCUCAUAUUGAGGUCAAAUGGCCCCUCAGAAAGGUUGCUAGGCGAUGAUGGAGACAACUGCAAUUACAACAACAGCCGCUCACAUUCGACAUUCACGACACCCAACAAGAGUAUCACAUCUCAACCUGCAGCCAGAUCGACGCCCAUCCACCACACCCAGCCGUGCCGGACGCAACCCAACAGCCAGCUUCGCAACGGAGCCAAGAACUACACACACACACCCUCGACUCAUACACACUGUCCACACCACACACCUCACACACAUUCACUCCAGUCCAACGGGGUCAAGAACGGAGGACCCCAUGAGCAUCCUAAGCUGGGCUCCCUCCCGAGGGGUGGCUCAUCCACCUCCUCGUCCUCUUCAGCAGGACCCAGGCAUACCAAGAAGUUGCAGUCCAACCCUUCCAUCACCUCCCAGAGCAGCAAGAGGAGCAAGAGCAGCUCCAAGAGCAACAGCUCCCACAUUCCCACAGAGGCACAGGACGACUGCUGCGUUCACUGUAUUCUGGCCUGCCUCUUUUGUGAGUUCUUAACUCUGUGCAACAUUGUGCUGGACUGUGCCACCUGUGGCUCCUGUGCGGGGGACGACUCGUGUUUCUGCUGCUGCUGUGCGUCUGAGGAGUGUGGUGACUGUGACCUGCCCUGUGACAUGGACUGUGGCAUCAUAGACGCCUGCUGUGAGUCUGCAGACUGCCUAGAGAUCUGUAUGGAGUGCUGCAGCCUUUGCUUCUCCUCCUGAGGCCCUAGCCAACGCCACAUGGGGCAAAGUAGAUGCCUGCUAUGAAUUCCCACGAGCCCAGGAACAACUUCAACCAGCGUCUUAUCAGAGAUAAGAAGUAGUUCACAUUAUAUUGGCUGGCCUAGUUGGCCAUGCGAUAUGUUCAUUGUUUCCUACAGUGUUUGCCAAGCAAAAGAUGCUGAGAGCAGUUGCUGGUGAAUUCGACAUACCUUUAUUGAUCACCCAAUGGGACAGCAAUCUUCCCUGCUUUGUCAUUACUGUUGGUUUAUUCCUACAAAGCUGGUGCACAGUGAAUUCCAGCUGUGGUCUAUGAGUGUCUGCUGGGCUGCUCAGACUGGGCUUCUGCGAGCUCUCCGAACAAGAUAUUGUUAAAAUGGAGCCCCUUGUGUCAUCUGAAUGACUUGAGUUCCCCAAGCAUGAAAAAUGACCUCCAAAGGCAAAUGAGAAAAUGGCUCCAGUUAACCGGAUUUUAGUGUUUUUGUAGAUAAGAGCAGCAGCAUAAUGGGAAAAUGGACACUCAGAUCUCAGUAGAAACCUAGGCUGUCCUCCUGUCCUUGGCAAGGUUAAACUCUUCCAGUUUUAUUGCUUACAGUGGCCUUUGUGACACUCACAGCCCAAGUGGGAGAUUUUGAACCCACUGCUGUCGCUGUUCGUGUUGCUUUGUACAAAUCUGAGAAAACGUAAAUGGUGGCUUGUGGCAAUAUAGGAGAUGGAUCUCUUUUGUUCAUAUGCAUCUUUGCUUAAUGGAUAGAUUUAGAUUAAUGAGAGAGUCACGCGUCAACCUGGUGAUGGGUCCUAAUAAAUGAGUACUGUAAAGCUCGUGGACACCACAGAGAGAAUGGUUGAUAGCAUCUGCAACACUAACAUGUGAAGGGAGAGCAUUCUUAAUCAAAAAUCUCUCCUGGUUUAAUGUCUCACGUCUUGUUUACUUUUACGUUUCAUUGGAGAAUUUUGACUGUAUCUAGUGAAUUCCUGCUCUUCUGGUAAAGGACUGGAAGGCAUCAUCUUUUGAAUAUGUUUCAAUUUUCUCUGUCGAUCUUGCUAUGUGAACAAAUGGCCUUGGCUUAUAGCUUAAGGCCUGAAUUCUCAAGUAGGUUCCUUCGUCUUUACCAAAUCUGUAUUAAUCCUUGUUUUGUAGAUUUUAGUUAAGAUAUUUGCAUUUCUCCUCUAAUGUGAAAAUCACAUUUCUGUGUUAUCGGGUUUUGCCGGGCUCUCUCUGUAAAGCAGACAUUGCUCAACAUCUAAUUUAAUUCCUCGAGUGAAAAUCUCAAGACAUUAUGCUAAGUUAGAUCCAUAUGCUCGUAGUAUGAAUGGUACACUUUUGAUAACAGGCUUGCACUCUCAUAUGCUCCGGCGCAUACCUUCUCCAACCCAAUACCUCUUGAGAUGUGAUUUGAUCUGUUGUGCAUUUUAAAAUUACUUGACACAAUUCUCUCUCCUGUCUGUUGAAUUACCUUCAUUUUUUUUUCUUGGAAAUACUGAAGAGUUUGUUCUUACUUACCUUACUUUUUAGACCUCUUGUACUUAGAAGUGCUAACGUGGCUGUGUUAGAUUUAACUCUAUUUUAAGGGUUGGAAUCUGACACUGAUGAUGGGAAUACACUACAGCAGCCCAGCUGCAAUCGCCAAAGCAGAAAAUGCAAGAUCCAUUUUGAAUUGUUCACAGAAUGCAACAUGUUCAAACUCAACGGAAACGAAAUCCUGGAGAGCCCUGGAAAAUGAUGCGAUUUUAUAAAGUAGGCUACAAAGAGUAGCCUACCUAGAAUAGUUUUAUGAAGGGAGAAUUGAUUUAAACGAUAUAAUGAUAUGUACAGAAGUAACAAUGUGCUAUUGCAAUAUGAACAUGAUUUAAAUACUUGGAAAUUCAAGAUCUGAGCCCUAGAGUGGUGCGAGGCAUAAAAAGACUUUACUUUUGUGAAAAUCUUCACAAUCUUCGACGUUGCCCUUAAUUGAUAAACAAAUGUAAACGCGUAUUUGGACCAUUAGAACAUAAGUGCUGAUUUGGGAUCUUGUAAACCACAUUUGACCUGAGAAUGUUGCCUUGAUCUUUACUGAUUGACUGUCAAAAACCACAUGCUUAUAAACCUCACUGAGGGGCACAGGAAUUUUAAUGAAUUAAUUAAUGAAUUUAGAGUUUGUGCAUUUGAGCCUAAUAGUUAAUGUCAGCAAGGUAGUACAGGUCCUCUUCCUGGUAGCCUUUGGUAAUAAGUUGCAGGAUCUUAUCUUUCAAGCUACUUGGCUAACUUGGCUACUCGCUCAUCUUCUGCCUAAAAGCAACUGUUUUUAAAGCAACCUGUUUUACAUGCUGUUUUCUUAAAAUGCCUUCUCCCAGCCCUUUGAGGAGAUAAAUAAAAAAUCUAAAAUUCUCCUGAUGGUCUGUAAAGUGCAAUGACAAGGUUGCAGCAGACUGAUUGUCAGUUCUAAAGUUUGGUUGUGCUAUUCAUAAUAAACAAGAUAAGACAACUUUUUAGUAUAAUGUCUGGUUUGAAAAACUUCAAAACCAAUUAAAUUUGUUAAAUUAUAUUUAGUCGUCCAAUUCUACUCCAGUCUAUGACUGAGAGCUGAUUUACAAUUCAUGUACACUCCGUUUAGUUGGACAUAGAGAGGUCCCAGAUGAACUGAUGCACUUAGAUGAAUCUCUGGAGUUUCAAGAAGAUUUUGAGAUGUGGAUCUGAUGUUGUUUCUCCACCAGAAAGGUUGUCAUCUCACUUUGAAAUAAUCCCCUUGUAUUCACGCAAGCUAUUAUGGUAAUACUGGAAGAAAACUCAAGUUUACUUUAAAUGAUUUUCGUGUCCAGUAUUAGAAGUGUUUUUGUUAGACUUACAUGGACCACAGAAAUGUCAGAGUGUUGACUUUAUGGAUUUAUUGUGUUGUUUUGGGAUGGAAUUGUCAUAUUGAUUUUAAGGGCUGGUCACCUCCGUUAAUAGUCUGAAAGUUACCCUACCCCGACUGAAUUGUUACUAGACUGUAGUCCACUAUAAUGUCAUUGUGUUUACACUACCCCAAUUUAACGUCGGUUUGAGUUGCUGUCCUGGAAGUCGCAUUAUCAUCUGUUUGUUUAAUACUGAAUAAACAAUGUGAACUCCAA
Mugil cephalus (flathead mullet) is the source of this 4513-nucleotide messenger RNA. It is a transcript of the gene mdfi, whose product is annotated as MyoD family inhibitor. Bases 512 to 1426 code for a protein of 304 amino acids. NCBI's taxonomy places the organism in Eukaryota, Metazoa, Chordata, Actinopteri, Mugiliformes, Mugilidae. The transcript has 5 exons. The record is from RefSeq and is a predicted model, not a curated record.